AUGCAAUCCUCAAUUUUCAAUGGGGCUCAUGCCUCAUAUUAUGUGCACCCACAGAGUCAGACUUUGCUGAAAUCCGCACCUCUCGAUCCACAUCAGUUGAAACCUGUGCUUGUUAUUUCCUCUGACAGCGGUCAAUUUGACGUGGAUGCUGUUGUGAGCGCGGUGCAGAGAUUCACUGAGACAGACGAUGUGUUCUCUGCAGACUUCUUAAGCGACUGCUUGAUUGUGCAGACACUUUCCGGUAUUGAGCCUCAGCGACUUAAUGCCAUAUUCGAUCCUCUGUUGCACCUACAUUCAGGAGGCAUUUGGAAAAAUGUCGCUGUGCCCAGUCGACUUUACUUCAAGUCCAGCCUGGAAAAACCUCUGGCAGGAAAACGUGUCAGUGUAAAAGAUUGCUAUCGCCUCAUGGGUGUGAAGACGACUAUGUCUAGUCGGCCAUUUGAAGAGACAUACGGACCGGAUAACGAAACAGCUGCGUUCGUCAGGGAGCUGAUCGGCCUGGACUUCCAUGCACCAUUCAAUCCUCGUGGGGAUGGGUAUCAAACCCCGGCUGGAAGCUCCAACGGUGCCGCUGCAGCGCUGGCUGGGUAUCCAUGGCUGGACUACUCAAUCGGAACGGAUACAUCUGGAAGUAUCAGGGAACUCGAUGCAAUUGGUAUUCUUGGGCGGGAUUUGCAGGCUACUCACCGAUUUGUCAAGGCAACUGUCAAAGCUGGGCCUGGUGAUAUUAAUGAAUUCCCAAGUCAAAUCAUCUACCCGGCAGACUUCCUACCCUACGGAGACAGUAAGAUGCAAGCAAUUGUGGAUGAAUUUGUGAAAAAUCUGGAAUGCUAUCUCGGGGUAGAAAGAUCAGUCAUCAGUAUUGCUGAGAGAUGGUUGCAAUGCCCACCUAUACAAGCCAACGGUCGACCCAUUCCAAAGUUCCUUGAGAAAGUCGGCUACUAUCCCUUCUACUACGAUGGGUAUCAUGAAUAUGCACGAUUCCGCCAAGACUAUCGCAACAAGUUUGAAAAGGAGCCAUAUGUCGGGCCCUAUAUGCAGUGGAAAUGGGAGAUUGGAUCAAAAGUUUCGGCAGAACAGAAAGAAGGCGCCAUUGAAGAUAUCAGUGUAUAUCGAAAAUGGUUCUCUGAGUGCAUUAUGCGGGAAGACACGAAGACGGCGUCCGAUGCGAUCUUGAUCAUGCCACUCGACACCCCUGCACCAGACUAUAGAGACACUAUUCACAAGCAACCUGGCCCCGUCACAGCGUUCAGUGAAUCUUACACCGCCUCGCUUCUCGGUCUGCCCCAGCUUGUCGUGACUAUUGGGCAGGUGCCCUAUGAGUCGAGGGCCACAAAACGAAUUGAGUAUCACCCAGUGACUAUAUCCCUUGUCGGAGCAAGAGGAAGUGACUUGAUGUUGAUUAACCUGGCUCGAGAGACCCUGAAGCAUGCCAACUGGUCGGACCAAUUACUUACCGGAAGGUAUACUUUCAAGGUCGGCGAGGGAACACGAAAUGUUGCUGAGGACGGGGCGCCUAAGCUAUGA
Messenger RNA from Penicillium malachiteum, 1527 nucleotides. RefSeq lists its product as uncharacterized. Lineage: Eukaryota; Fungi; Ascomycota; Eurotiomycetes; Eurotiales; Aspergillaceae. Bases 1 to 1527 code for a protein of 508 amino acids. The record is from RefSeq and is a predicted model, not a curated record. The transcript is spliced from 11 exons.